Messenger RNA from Ectocarpus siliculosus, 1925 nucleotides. The record is from the annotation of a GenBank genome assembly. Lineage: Eukaryota; Phaeophyceae; Ectocarpales; Ectocarpaceae.
AUGCUGGCGUGUGUUUGUCCCCCAUCACCCUCAAGAUGGGACCCGAAGACUUGCACCUUGGAGCUGAUCGGGUUCCAUGACCCGCGUGUGUACGUGAUGAGCCUCUCGGUGAUCAAGCACAAGUUUAUUCUCGUCGGGGACGCCUACGGCUCUGUUCAGCUUGUCGUGUGGAGAGAAGAAGACCAUUCCCUGACGGCCCUCUCCAAGGACCACGAAGACUGCCAGGUCUUCUCGGCCGAGUAUCUGAUUGACGAGCCGGGCAUGGCCAUCGUCGUUGCUGACGGAAGAAGAAACGUCAAGGUGUUGCAGUACGCCCCCAACGCGACCAACUCUCGAGGAGGCACCAAGCUGCUUUGCCAGUCUGACUUCUACCUCGGAUCCAGGGUGGGAAAGCUGACACGACGGCGCACCCGGGGGAACCUCAGGGACGGUGCUCGGUACUGUCUCCUCGCCGGCACCCUUGACGGUGGCCUUGGGGCAGUCCUUCCCGUAGACGAGCGCGUCUUCCGAAGGCUUUACGCGCUCCAGGGCAUCAUGAGCAACGCGCUUGGCCACAACGGCGCAGCCAACCCAAGGGCGUACCGGCUGUUCGACCACGGCCCCACCUUCCGCUACGAGACGAAGCAGAACAUGCUCGACGGAAGCCUGCUGUGGAGGUUUGUUGGCCUCGAUGCCAAGACCCAGCACGACCUCACCAGAGCCAUAGGGACGACGGUUGACCGGGUGAUGGCCAACUUGCUGGACAUUGAUCUCGCGUCCCUAUUUUAGCGCGACCAUGCCGUUGAAAGGCGGUGGUAGGCAUGUUGUUGCCUAGUCUUUGGCCUUGUGCUCCUCUGUUCGGCGUUCAUGCCGGGUCUGGUUCGGUAGAGACACCGUUUUUUCUCUUCUUAAUCUCGCGGGACAUCGACCUGGUACACACCUAUUUUUGUACUCCUAUUUUGGCGUGUUGGUGCUGUUGAAAGGGUCGUCUUGGGGAUAGGGAUGUUGUUGCCUAGUUUGGCUCGUGGACAAUGACCUGGUGCUCCUCUUUUCGGCGUGUUCUUUCGUGUUGUUCGAAAGGGUCGACCUCUUCGGUAGGGGUGUUGCUGCCUGUUUUUGUCCUACGGGACGUUGACCUUGUGCUACUUUAGCGCGCUCCUGUUGUUGAAGAGGUUGGGUUCGUAAUAACUGUUGAUUCUCUUCUCUUCGUUAGCUGCCUGAGCAUUGAACCUUGUUCUUCUCUCUGUAGCGCCCCCAUGUUGUCGAAAUUGCCGGCUUCGGAAGGGGUUCAUUUGCCUGUGUGAAAACUGCGUGCCAUAGUUGCGUUGGGCCUACAACCCUCCCGGUUUUGGAGCAUUCACGUUGUUGGAAGAGGUCGGGUUCGGAAGGAAGGACUCUUGGUUGCCUCUGGCCAUUUGGCAGCCUUUUCGUUGGAUCGCUUUCCAGGGUUCAUGAGGGCUUGACCCUUCCUGUCCAGCACCUCCCCCUCUCUCUCUCUUAGCCCGAGGAAGAAUAGAGCUGAUAGAACGUUGUUAGUCAAGGAUAUUGGGCCGCUGCAGUUGUGGGCCGCGUGAGCGUCUGGUUUGCUGAGUGAUGGGCCUCGCGUCUCUCCUGUGCUAUUUCUCCGCCUGCUACGGUAGUCGCGAGUGGUACAUCACAUAGGACGGCCCCUAGUACUACGCGACCAUUGACUCUCUUGUGGUUGUGCUCGACACGUCUGCCUCGUGCCUCGUGUAGUUUUUUGUGACCAACGAACCCCCAUCUUUUCAUCUUAGCUUCUUCGUGGAUUGGUUGUUGCUUUUCUUCGGAGAUUAUUAUUUAGUGUCAGAUGUUACUGGACCUGUUGAACUUGAGGUGAAGAUUGUCGUUGAUCGCGAGGGGGUAUAGAUGGUGGUUGGUGACAGACCACCCAACCAAGUCGAAACCUACUCUAGCUGUUGAUCGUC